AUGUUUACCAGUGAAUACAAACAACCACGUAAAGUCAAAUCUCGGAAAUCUCGCUCAAACCUUAAAAGGAUGGAUCCGGACUGUGCCAUAUGCAACGGGGCUGCUAGCCUACGCUGUGACUGCGAAGCCAAGGCCCUAGAAACAGCAAUAAGCCAGGCUGAACGGCGGAUGAUGCAGUCCAUUUAUCAGGAAAUCCGUUCCUGGGCUAGGGGACAUGCUCAAGACUACAUUCUAGAGUAUUUCAACGUGCUAUCCGAGAGAAGGAAAGCCGCUCACACCGAACAUAUCGAGAGGAUAUCACAGGCCGCCUACUACCACUACCGAUCCCCACCUCAUCCGGCUCAGGUCGCCGAAGCGGAAGCAAUCCUGAAGCGUGGCAUUGACGAGGACUGGAAAACUAGCGUCCAGCGGUACCCAGAAGUGCUCGAGUACUACUUCAGCUUAGUUGAACUGACGCUUCCGCCCGAAGACCACCCGAGCGUGAAAGAUCCCCCCCUUAGCGCCUUGAGCGGCAGCCGAAAGAACGGCCGACGUCCGCCUCCACCCGCUGCUACUAUUGCCGGUGGCGCAUUCCACCCGCAAGAGCACCUGCCAUCGCGAUCUUCGCCGCCACCUCCACCUCCCCCACCGAUGGGCAGGAGAACCCCGGGGCCGCCUAGGACGAGCAGGAAUAGCUACCGCGGCCCUCCACCACCUCCUCCUACGUUCUACGGUCCCCAAGGGUGGUAG
Messenger RNA from Scedosporium apiospermum, 729 nucleotides. RefSeq lists its product as uncharacterized. The coding region runs from base 1 to 729 and encodes 242 amino acids. The transcript has 2 exons. Lineage: Eukaryota; Fungi; Ascomycota; Sordariomycetes; Microascales; Microascaceae. The record is from RefSeq and is a predicted model, not a curated record.